This is a messenger RNA of Naegleria lovaniensis, 1071 nucleotides long. RefSeq lists its product as uncharacterized. The transcript has a single exon. Lineage: Eukaryota; Heterolobosea; Eutetramitea; Acrasida; Naegleriidae. The coding region runs from base 1 to 1071 and encodes 356 amino acids. The record is from RefSeq and is a predicted model, not a curated record.
AUGGGUCAACAAAACAAACGUUCAAGCCUUUCAUUGGAUGAGAAGGCUUUAAACCUAUUCAGCGUUGGUAUCGAUACCAGUAGCAAGAUGCAGCAACAACAACAAUACGAGAAACGAAUUCAAUCAACGCCAACUCCAACAGACUACCAACAAGAAGGACGAAGACGUUCCAAAUCCAGCCUUCCAGCUGUAACAUUGACUAAAACUCAAGAGAAACAACCACAAUUAAAAGGAUACAUGAAAGGUAGAAGACCUAGAAAGGAUUCACCUGAAGGAGAAGCAGAUCAAGCCCAUUCGGAUGACACCGCUCGAAACCAAGUCAACAACUCGACUUGUUCAGCUGCCAUCAUACAACAACCCCCAACCAAGAAGCGAUCCACUGUCCAUAAACUCUUCAAGAAGAGUAUCAAGAAUCAGAACUCUCCUCCAUCGCACUCUCCAUCUCUCCCUUCUGCUCUUGAUGAAUUGGCCAAGACCAAACAACGAGAGUAUGUGAUGGGAUCCUACAUUCAUGCACAAACAGGUUCAUUGCGAAGGCAAGCAGCGAAUAAGAAGCAGCAAGCUACCACCACCACCAUCUCGCAUCAACAACAACAAUACAACUCGGAGCGAUUGAGAAGCAAAUCUGCUCCAGUCAUUUACUCUUCAGAAAAGAUCCAAGUGGUGGGAGGACAAUUGCAACGACGAGAUGAAAUGAAUGAUCCUCUUCCUGAUGUAUAUAUUACUCUUACACCUCCACCUCCUGAGGAGAAUACACUCACCAAAAACAAGUAUCAGAGUCCAUACAUUGUUGUCAUUCCUGAGGAUGAUGUUGAUGAAGCUGUAUCACCCUCAUCUUCGGCGUCAUCCACAACUUCAUCUACAAAGAGUUUGGAUGAAGAGCCUUAUCUCAUUGUUCUCGAUGAACACACUACGUAUGUUGAGAGGCCAUUAACCAAGAAAGUAGGUCCAAUCAUCAAAAAGAAGAAGGAAAAGCUUAGAGAAAUGGUUCAAUUGUAUUACCUCCAAAGAGAAGAGCUUGUAGCCAAAACAAGGAGAGACUUGAUGCCAAGAAGUGGUAGAAGACGAUAA